Drosophila busckii is the source of this 979-nucleotide messenger RNA. RefSeq lists its product as uncharacterized. Lineage: Eukaryota; Metazoa; Arthropoda; Insecta; Diptera; Drosophilidae. The coding region runs from base 298 to 843 and encodes 181 amino acids. The transcript has 3 exons. The record is from RefSeq and is a predicted model, not a curated record.
GCCAGGCAGGCGCAUCUAGCCAACAAGGGUAACGACAGGAAAAGUUUACGAGCCAACAAACUCUGUAUAAUCUGCCACCUACAUAUUCCUAGCAAAUCCAAAUAGCAUUUAAGUGUAAAAAUAUGUGUAAAAAGAGCAUCGACAUUUAAAGUACAAAUGUAAAAUAAUAUUAGCUAUAGCCACAAGUUUGCGUGUAAGCUAAGGUUUCUGCCUUGGCAUAGAAAGUGCAAUUAUGAAUUGCCCCACAAUGUAAAGGCGAUUGCCAGACUAUAUUGCGAACAUCAAAUCAGCUUAACGAUGCAUCAGGUGCUCAGCUAUGACACGGCCGUAAGGGCCAAUAGUUCGCGAGAUUAUCGCGAGUACGUUACCAAGCGCACCUGUGCCUCGCUGCUGCUCUUAAUAGGCUUCUUUAUGUUUAUCUCAGGUUACUUGCUGGGAAACUUUGCAACUGAGCGUAAAUAUCACAUGCGCCAGUUGUUGACCCAAAAGGCACUUAAUGGCGUCUCGGGGGCGGAGAGGUCGGUCCAGCUGAAUAGUGUGGAUUAUGGUAAUUUGCAAGAGCUGCGCGCCUACCAGAAGAACAAGGAGCAACUGCUGGUGGCCGCGCAGGUGCUCAACAAUCUGCUGCAACAGGACGAAAGCGAACGGUACUUGGCCACCUCGCUCAAUACGGAGAUAUUUAAUAAAUACAUAAGUUGCACGCAAAAUAUUCCGCCCAAUACGAACAUCGAGGCGAGCCGCUUCAUAGAGCAGCUGAUAGACAACACUGUGGCCAGGCAACGUGAUUGUCUGCGUAUUAUACAGGUGGUGAUUGACAAUCAUCUGGCAAACAGUCAGCUUUAAAGUAAAAGCGGCCAAGGCUUAACUAAGUGUUUCAGUAGCCAGUCCACAUUCGCUUAGAGCUUACUACAAUUUUUGAAUAUGUUUAUGAAAUUUUACAAUUGCAUGCGUAGAGAGUUUUCAUAUAGCGCGCUAAUAA